Coprinopsis cinerea okayama7#130 is the source of this 1509-nucleotide messenger RNA. RefSeq lists its product as hypothetical. Gene Ontology annotation, molecular function: lyase activity. Gene Ontology annotation, cellular component: periplasmic space. The record is from RefSeq and is a predicted model, not a curated record. Bases 1 to 1509 code for a protein of 502 amino acids. The transcript has 3 exons. NCBI's taxonomy places the organism in Eukaryota, Fungi, Basidiomycota, Agaricomycetes, Agaricales, Psathyrellaceae.
AUGCUCUACGAAGAAUCGGUAGAUUCGGAAGAGAGGGGUCUCCGAGACCUUCACCUGGCGUAUCAUCGCGGAGCAUUGCAAUUGCACAAACGCAGCCACAACAGGCGAGCUCAGUCAGCCUUCAAUCUGGUCGAUGUGUCCGUUCCAACAAAUGUUGUCUCGUCUCUCGUCGCUUCGAUCACUGUACCGGCCGUACCCAUAAAUCCUGUUGGCACUUCUUCCACAGACUCGACAACAUCGAAAGGAACGCGCCCACCUGCUCAGGCGGCCGCCAAGACCACUAAAACAACAUGCACUCCGUCCCCGACAACGAGUAUGGCUCCUAGUGCGACUUGGACGACAUGUCGUUACAUUGGUCGGGACGGAAAGGUGAAUCCAGACGUCAGGGGCUUGAACGGGCCGUCCGCGAUCAACAGCCUCUCCCAGUAUGUCCUCUAUGGCUGCAUCUCUGCUGUCGUCAACAAAGACUCCAAACAUGCUAAAGAAGCGGUGGCCGCUGUCGACCGGUUUUUCCUGUCGCCCUCUACUGGUAUGAAUCCCAACCUGAAGUAUGGCCAAGUUGUACGAGGACCGGGGCCAGCUGGCAUUAGUGGCACAUUUACCGGGAUUCUUGAUCUACGCGGAACCGUUAAGAUCGUCAAUGGACUGAUGCUAUUGAGAGAACUUGCUCACCCGGACUGGACGGAUAAACGGGACUCGGCUAUGCGGUCGUGGCUAUCGCAGUAUGGACAGUGGUUAACUCACAGCGACAUUGGUAAAAUGACAGGCUCACGACCCAAGUAUGCACCAAUCUUUCCUUCGUGGGUUCCUCUUAACCAUGUUCCUAGCAAUCAUGGAACCUUUUACGUUUCUCAGCUGGCGGCUGCGAAGAUUUUCGAGGGGUCCAAGGAAGAAGCGAUAUCGAUCCUUGUGCAAUUCUUCAAGAAACAGUUCAUAGAUCAAAUCGCCGCCUCUGGGGAGCAGCCCUUCGAAGCAGUCAGAACGCGGCCGUAUCACUACCGCUGCUUUAAUAUAGAGGCGUUGAUCACGAAUGCAAAGCUCGGCGAUCAACUUGGUCUCGAUCUGUGGUCCUCCCGCUCCAAGUACGGCGCAACGAUACAGACCGCCAUGGACUUCAUCAUCGCGUCGGACCCCAAGGGGGAAAAGGCAUCGGAAGCUGUUCCCCACGUCGCGGCUGUAGCGGCAGCCUAUGGCGAUCCGAAGGGAAAGUACGCUGCUUUCCUUAAAAAGCACUUGAGCAACUAUCAGUCGAAGCCUUUCUGGUUUUACGAUCAGCCUAGAGCAGUCUCGAGAGACUCGUCCAAGAAGAUGGUCAAGCAAAGUGAUGCCUCUGGAAAUGGCCAAGAGGCGGACCACGACGGCGCGUCUACUGGUACACCAAAAUCCCCGAAUAUACCCUUCACUUGCCCCGACGUGUUUAAAGAUGCGACGAGAGUGGAGAUCGACAAUGGGAUUUUUGUGACUUGUGACGAGCUUCGGCCGUUCUACGAGCUUCCUAUGCCAAUCUAG